Protomyces lactucae-debilis is the source of this 915-nucleotide messenger RNA. RefSeq names its product zinc-ribbon-domain-containing protein. Gene Ontology annotation, cellular component: nucleus. The coding region runs from base 1 to 915 and encodes 304 amino acids. Gene Ontology annotation, molecular function: zinc ion binding; ubiquitin protein ligase activity. Gene Ontology annotation, biological process: protein ubiquitination; ubiquitin-dependent protein catabolic process. Lineage: Eukaryota; Fungi; Ascomycota; Taphrinomycetes; Taphrinales; Protomycetaceae. The record is from RefSeq and is a predicted model, not a curated record. The transcript is spliced from 3 exons.
AUGACGCAGCGCUAUGUUUCUCUCUCACACAGGCGCGAUUCUGCAAUAAGACGCGAAAUAGGCCAGCCGCUGACGGCGCUGGAUCUUGCCAAGACGUACCACAACGAGGCUGGAAAUCAGCUAGGCUGCCAACACUACAGACGCAACUGUAAGUUGGAGUGCUCGACGUGUCAUACGAUUUGGCCGUGUCGGUUCUGCCACGAUGAGCAGGCAGAUCAUACGCUCGUGCGAACGGAAACCAAGACUAUGUUAUGCAUGCUCUGUUCCACACUGCAAGAUGCGGCGCAAUACUGUAAAAAUUGCUCACAAUGCAUGGCGCUAUACUACUGCGACAAGUGCAAGCUGUGGGAUGACGACCCUGAGAAGCCCAUCUACCACUGCGCCAAGUGCAAGAUCUGCCGAGUCGGACGCGGCAUUGGCAAAGACUUCUUUCACUGCGACAAGUGCAACGUGUGCAUGGCAAUCAACCGUCAAGACUCGCAUCGCUGUAUUGAGCACUCCACCGAGUGCGAUUGUCCAAUCUGUGGCGAGUACAUGUUCUCGAGCACACAGACCGUGGUUUUCAUGAACUGUGGCCACAGUAUCCAUCAGGCCUGCUAUCAUAAGCACAUCAAGACCAAUUACCGGUGUCCCACCUGCUCGAAAAGUUUGCGCAACAUGGACUCUAGCUUCCGGAUGCUCGACCACCAGAUUGCUCAACAGAGAAUGCCUUCGCCGUACUGCCUAUGGAAGGCGAAGAUUCUGUGUAAUGACUGUCAAUCGCGAUCGACUGUUCCCUAUCACUUCCUUGGCCACAAGUGUGAUAAUUGCCUGAGUUACAAUGUUGCUAUUGACAAGGUUAUCAAGGAGGAAGGUGCUGAGGCUGAAGCGACGCCAGCAACAGCGGUGGAAGAGGAACCUGUUGUGCUGGAAUAG